Podospora pseudopauciseta is the source of this 1316-nucleotide messenger RNA. RefSeq lists its product as uncharacterized. The coding region runs from base 129 to 1316 and encodes 395 amino acids. The record is from RefSeq and is a predicted model, not a curated record. NCBI's taxonomy places the organism in Eukaryota, Fungi, Ascomycota, Sordariomycetes, Sordariales, Podosporaceae. The transcript is spliced from 2 exons.
UCCUAACUCUCUAUCGGACACAGAGAUUUCUAAAUGACUACAUUUCUACAUACCUGGCCCGGCGGGCCAGGAGAAAGUUCACCACAGAAGGUCUUAAAGUGGCCUUGAUUUUCGUCCGCCUGUGCGACAUGGCUAGGCAUUGUCAGCUCGAACAUCCUACAAGUCAGGACACUAAGUUGGCCAUGCAGAUCCUCGAUGAGGAGCAAGACCUUCUUUCGAUUACCACACCGCGGAUUUUGUUUGACCUCUGCCGUGUUGAGGAGCUCGCGGCAAGAUUUGUUCGAUUUGUCUUGCGGAUCCAACGACGACUUGCCGAUAAAGCCGAAAGAUGGAUCCGAGUUGAGGAACCUGCGUGGCUCGCACCGAUGUUGAAACCCAAGUACCGGUACUUCGACAAACGUGUUUACGAAGAGAAAUUGAGGACCCUGAGCACUGCCGUUGGAAGCCAUCGACGGCCCCUCUCCCAAACCGAGGUCGCCAGGUUAGAAAGGGCAUUCGUUCGAGCAGAAUUGCUGUUCUUUCUACAUGCUGUUUUUUCCAAGGAUAUCACAGACAGAGCCUUUCACAAACUGCAUCGUUGGGAAGUCGAGGAGCUUCUCUGCGCACUCGAUUUCAUGGAAUGCCAAGGCCUGCGUCGGCUCACUCACGACACGCGCACCAAAGCACUCAGAUGGCUUUUCAGAUAUCAGAUCAGCCAGGCCUUCUAUCGACGCUUCUACGAUAAGCACUACGCUUCCAGGCAACAAAGACUACGGUUUACUGAUGUUCCAUUUAACCAUGACGGCCAUUCUAACCUUUCGCAAGUCCAAGGUCAAGAUCAUUCCGACGACAUCAAAUGGAAUGUGCCCAAGUGGACGGACCCUCUCGGACCCAAUGCCGCAUGGUCAGCCUACGCAAGCCAGUUCCCAAUCCAGGUUGAAGAUCGAGACAACACCCGGAUGACCCUGUCACAGCCAAGGUUCUUUCGCGCCCCAGGGAUCUACGAGGAUUUCGUUUGCAUCCAGAACUACCGAUGCCUGGCCUGGGUGAUGUGGGACGCGGAUACAACGACGGCACUCCAGCUUGGAUCAGCUGAGACCACGACCUCCCAGAUGACGCCUCCUGUCCUCCAACUGGUUAACUUGGCUAAAGACCUCGGCAAGGAUUCGUAUGAACGUUUCUUGGAGUCCACAGGAAAGAUCAAGUAUAGCCCGCUGCAGCUGUAUGAUCUCGGCUUAGAUAGUCAGGUUCUCGACCCUGGGCAAAUUCCAGAGAUUCCAGUGGUCCAAAAGGCUAUCAGGGAUGAGGACGUCAGAAAGGCAGUAGCUGAGUUUUGA